GUGACCAACCAGAGAGCCACAGGUUGAGUGUUGGCUUUCGAGUGCUCACCCAAUCCUCAUAUCAUGUCCACCAUGCCAAACUCAGACUCAGACCACCCACAACCACCAGCAAGGACGAAUCGACGAAACCUUCAACUAUUCAUCCUCUGCCUCAUCAGACUAUGCGAGCCCAUCUCAUUCACAGUCAUCUUCCCCAUGGUCGCAUUCAUGGUGGCCGAAUUUAAUCCGACUCUGUCAGAGAAAGAGGUCGGCUUUUACUGUGGCGCCAUCGAAUCGAUCUUCUCCUUGGCCCAAUUCUCAACAAUAAUCUUAUGGGGAAAACUGAGCGACCGUAUCGGCCGGAAACCCGUCCUCCUAAUUGGCCUCCUAGGCGUCUCGAUCUCCACCCUCGCAUUCGGUUUCAGCUCCAGCUUCUGGACUAUGAUUGCUGCUCGUUCUAUCGGAGGAAUCCUGAAUGGAAACGCCGCGGUGAUCAAAUCUAUGGUUGCUGAACUCACCACAACUGACAAUCAGGCCUUGGCGUUCUCCUUACUACCUACAUCGUUUGCAAUUGGAUCGGCUAUCGGCCCAUUACUUGGGGGCUAUUUAUCUCGUCCAGCGGAGAGGUUUCCUCACUCAUGGUUUGGUACUAGUUCCUUUUGGCAGAACCAUCCCUGGCUUUUACCAUGUGCAGUGGCCGCAAUAGCCCCUCUUCUCGGUUUUGUGAUGGCAACCUUGUGGCUCAAGGAGACAUUGAUCAAGAAAAACCCGACCAACGGUGAACGAGCUCCAUUGCUUCAAUCCGCAACGGAUAUCGAUGCUCAAGAGCCACUCGCCCCCACUGCCCCCACUCCUGCUUCACCAACUAAGAUCGUCGACCUGUUGAAAGAUCGCAACCUACUGAUCAUCCUGAUAUCGUAUUCAUUACUGUCUUUUCAAACCAUAUCUCUGGAAGCCUUGAUUGUACUAUUUGCUUACACACCAAUAAAAUCUGGAGGGAUAGGGUUCUCCAGUGCAGAUAUCGGAUUGGCUCUAUCAGUAUCUGGAGUAAUGAUCAUUUUUGUCCAGCUUGGACUUUUCCCUUUCUUUCAAAAACGAUUAGGGACUGCCAGGUUAUACAAGAUAUGCAUGUCAGCGUAUCCUCUAAUCUUUUUCUUGUUCCCUAUCAUUCACCUCAUCGCUCGAUUCGAAGACAAUAAUCGUCAAGAGGGGGUAUCUGAUUUCACGGGGGUUUGGAUUGGAAUUUGGAUCAUCAUGAUUUUAAAAACCACAGCAAACAUGGUAUUCUCUUGCAACAUGCUCCUGGUGAGUGCAGUAGCGCCGUCGAGGGUCGUCUUAGCAACAAUCAAUGGAUUGGCCCAAUCUUGCGCUAGCUUUGUGAGAGCAGUCGGGCCAAUCACAGCUUCUAGUCUAUUUGCCCUUUCGGUCUUACACCAAAAAUUUCUCAAUGGCAAUUCAGUUUUCCUCUUGUUUGCAUCCAUCGCUCUUGGUGGGUUCCUGAACUCUUUAAACAUCCAAGAUGGACGCGAGGAGUGGAGAAAUACUUGAAACCCUGUCUCUCUGACAUUGUGUUUAUCAAGGCUUCAGAGUUGUUGCAUAUUGUCUUUGUGGUGAAUACCUACUUAUAAUCAGUUUCAGUACGAUUGUUGCAUCUUCAGUCUUGUUUAGAUUGGUACUGCUCCAAAGUACAUGCUUCCUCAACCUUCAAAUUAAUUCUUGAUAUUAUGAGAUUGACUGAUACAAUGUGGAUGUCAGUUUAACCUUUUA
This is a messenger RNA of Puccinia graminis f. sp. tritici CRL 75-36-700-3, 1746 nucleotides long. RefSeq lists its product as uncharacterized. Gene Ontology annotation, biological process: transmembrane transport. The record is from RefSeq and is a predicted model, not a curated record. NCBI's taxonomy places the organism in Eukaryota, Fungi, Basidiomycota, Pucciniomycetes, Pucciniales, Pucciniaceae. Bases 64 to 1527 code for a protein of 487 amino acids. The transcript has 12 exons. Gene Ontology annotation, molecular function: transmembrane transporter activity.